CGCAGCCUGUGAGCUUUUUUCUUAUUCAUCCAUCAGCAGCAUCGUCGAGACUGACCCACACUUUUCUCCUCUCUUUCGGAUCAUGUGGAUUAUAGUGGCGUUUGUUCUGGCAGCGGCCGGUCCUGAUGGGAGCUGGGGAUGUCAGCUGCCCCAUGACUGGAGACCUCAGACAGAAGCGUGCCGCGCCGAACUAGCGGAGAUCAUAGUCUUUGCAAAAGUUUUGGCACUGCACGAGGAGUCCUAUAGUAUGUACAGGUACAACGAUCUGCCGCGAGAGCACGAGAGUAACAUGUUCUUCUCAGCCGAGAUUGAGCUGCUGUGUGACCAGGCAUGGGGAAGCAUGCUGGAGGUCCCAGCCGGCUCCAGGUUCAAUGUGACUGGGCUGGGAUACUUCCACUGCUUCUCCUACAGUGUCACCAAAAACAACAACUACUACUUCUUUCUAAGGAUGGAUGAAAACUACAACAUAGUCCCUCAUGGAGUGAACUUCCAGGAUCCCAUCUUCCCCGACACAGCAGAGAUGCACCGCAUGUUUUCAAGCCUUUUCCAGUUUUCUAACUGUACACCUGGGACUCAAGUCCAUAGCUACAUGCCAGAGUAUGAGGCUCAAGAGGACAGUCGGCUGUUGUGCUCUGCAGUGCAGAAGGCUCUGUUUGAGGAGGAGGAGAGGGUCAGGACGCUCUCACAGCAGGUGCGCUCCUUGGAGAAAGCAAAUGAUCAUCUGAGGGAGAGGGUGAAGACCAUGAAGCGUCUGCUACGCCAGGCCCAACGAGAAGCAACUAAGGAGCAAAACACCAUCGGCCUGAAACAGCUUUACGAGUCAAAGACGCCUCAAACUCACCACGAUCAAGACACGACUCAGGACAGGAAGAAGCCGCCACUUAAAAAAGCUCUCUCCAGGAAUCUAAAAAACUAGUUUUUAUCUUUAGUUGUAUGUAAACCACUUUUCUUCUGCAGGCGACGCAUCAAAAAUUAAAAGGGAGGACAGACAGCAGCAAUAAUUGAAAAUCAGAACUAUCAGUGCGAAAAUUCUUUCUUAGCUCAGCUUUGAACAAAGAGAACAGACCCCAAAAGAUCAAAACAUUAGCAUGAAAAGGGCUCAAUUAAACAGGAGAGGCCCCCUACAACCAUACAGCAAUGUCACACAGUAAUAUCCUCAUGUUUCUCUGCAGGGCAUGUGAUGUCAGUAAAAGCUUUGCACGACAGCAGAAUGAACGGGUACACCAGGGGUUAGAGUGAAAGAUUGUACACUAAUUGAUGGCAGAUGGUGUCUUUCUCUUUGAAGGUGAAAAAAAGUAAAAUUAUCCAGAUGUAUUCAAAUUCUCUGCAGGCAUUCCUGAGACAUUGUGUCACAAGAAUGUGACUGCUAGAAGGGUGUUUUUCUGGGACAUUUAUUGAGAUUGACCAUUGAUAUAUUAGAAAUAAUUAUCAUCACCUUGUCACUUAUUCUGUAACAUGAUUUUUUAACAAAACAGUCUGAUAUCUUAAUUUGUGUUUAAAUUCUCUAGUCAUGGCUUGUAGUGGUCACACUGACCUUAUUGUCAUCAUUGGGUUGAAGUUUUGUAUCUAGUGUUUGUGAGAUAUGAGCUGCAAACUAAUGGAUCCACAGACAAUCUGGCAAAUACUGUUUUAGGACAUUUUUUGUGUUGGAAUAUAUAGGCUUAAAAAUGUCACCUUAAUAAUAAAAUCAGCAGAUUUUGUUGGUUAAAAACUUUUCUGUAGUAAAGAUUACUGGUAAAACUGACCUGUGCCAUUGAAACAGCGUAUUACAAAGACACCAUUCAUACCUAUUUACUCACUUUGCUUUAUACCUCUGAGAUCUGUGUGAGUGUGUAUCCUGAGAGAAGGGCUUUCACCUGACCCAUUUGGCAUCCCUUAAUGAACUUUGAACAAGGGAUUAACUGCCUUCAGUAUAGGGGAUUUAAACAUUUCCCAGGAGAAAGAGACCCUCGUCUAAAGGUCUUUAACUCUUAAUCAAUAAAUCAUUUCUCUGAAUAACUGUUAGUUGCUUGUCUCAUCCUCCAACUUUUUUCUUUAUCUUGGUGGCAGCACAGACAUUUAACAAAAAUGAAAGAAAGCUCAUAGCUGGCGAUGAACUGUUGGACAAUAUGUGCACAAUAUUAAAGCACUAAAAUGGAUUAUUGUGUUGUUUUCUGUGCUGGACACACUAUGCAUUGUAUAAAUAAAAGAAGGUUUGUCUUACUUCAGAAAUGCUCUGUUUAGGGUCCACAUUAGGACAAGGGAACAUGCAAGUGUCUCUUCUUUUGCCAUAAAUAAGGUUUAUUGUUAAAAACGAGCAGCUAUUAGUUCAAAUGAGAGUAAUAAGGUAGUGAGUUUACAGGUGGUGAGUACUGAAAUUUUUUGUGUGGAUACACAAACUUUGUAUGAGUGUAUAGUUGCAGAAGAGCAGCUGUGCCAAAGUUAAAGAGCUGCAAGGCCGUAUGUCAUGUCAUAUUAUGUUUUUCUACCUUUACCUGCUCUCUAUUUACACUCACAAAACAUUUAUUCCUUAAUGAGCAUGUUUUUCUCCCUAACAAGAGUCUGUCCAUACAAAAUGUACUGAUAAAUGUGAUAUUUGUGACCAAAAAAAGGUGCUGAGCACCCAGGAUUGGCUUCAUUUAUAAAAUGAAAAAUUAAAGCUGACUUUUCUUAUCUUGUUUUGUAUUUUAUUUUUAUCAUCUGGUUGCUUUUCGAAAAGCAUAAUCAAUCAUAUAA
Messenger RNA from Cheilinus undulatus (humphead wrasse), 2715 nucleotides. It is a transcript of the gene ccdc3b, whose product is annotated as coiled-coil domain containing 3b. NCBI's taxonomy places the organism in Eukaryota, Metazoa, Chordata, Actinopteri, Labriformes, Labridae. Gene Ontology annotation, biological process: negative regulation of gene expression. The transcript has 3 exons. The record is from RefSeq and is a predicted model, not a curated record. Bases 83 to 916 code for a protein of 277 amino acids. Gene Ontology annotation, cellular component: extracellular region.